AUGGCGCUCCUUGCUGGCCCAAGAAUUAUGAUCACCUGGAUGAGAAAAUUGUCUAUUCUCAUCUUCCAUAGGCCACAUAGAUUUGCGUUUUCUCCUUUCACCCAUAACACGUUCUUUUUGAGGACAAACAAGAUAUUCCUAAAUGCUGCUGAUGAUGCCAAGUGGCUUGAGGGAAUUAACGUGCAAGUUACACUUACUUACUGGAUUAAUGCAAAGUUCUUGCACAUUAAACAACACAAUCACCUAAGACCACGAAACUUUAAACACAGAAGAAAAAUACUACUGAAGCAAGCAAAUCUGGCUAUUAGAGCAACUCUGAAAGCUGCGCGUGGAGUUGGUGAGAGCCUAAUUGAGAAGAUUGAGAGCACAGAUGAGUGGGGAUUAGACGAUUGGAAGGGAAAAUGUGGAAUUGAGCUCAGAGCUCAAAAAGCCCUAAUUUUUAGAUUCGACCACCGCGCAUUGCACAGCAAACGCGUACUGAUACUUUUCAAAGAAUUCGGGUACUCUGAAGAUGUCGUGUGGAUCGUGUGGUAG
This is a messenger RNA of Striga asiatica, 534 nucleotides long. Lineage: Eukaryota; Viridiplantae; Streptophyta; Magnoliopsida; Lamiales; Orobanchaceae. The record is from the annotation of a GenBank genome assembly.